Molecule: messenger RNA, 4624 nt
Organism: Penaeus indicus
Lineage: Eukaryota; Metazoa; Arthropoda; Malacostraca; Decapoda; Penaeidae
Exons: 7
Source: RefSeq, a predicted model, not a curated record
AGAAUCCCAUGCACCUUCUGCCCCUACGACAGAAUACAGACUGAGGCGCUGAACCAACAAGAUGCACAGCUUCCUCAAGGAUGGCGACCGUUCACCGCUUUUCGUCUUUCAUUAGCAUCCUAGCUAAAGAAAACGAGACGUGGGUGACGUAUCCGUGACGUCUUCGAUCCUGCUAUCUGCCUACGUCACGGAUCAUCUCGACCAACCCGCGGCUGGAAGUGAUCUCCUGGGCCAAUCAGCGACGUUUCCAGUAGUGACGUCAGGAUGGGUAAUCAAAACAGCGGUAGCGUGGCUCUUUCGCAGCCGCCACCGAAUUGGACGCAAAGCUUUCCUCGCGAAAAUAAGCGACUCAAGAAAUAUGGUGCUACAACGGAAAAUAAGGUGUUGCCAGAGAGAGUCCCAGGACAACGUUUACGCCCGACUGAAAAUGGACACCUCCUCCAAAGCAAGGGCACAAUAACAGCCCGACGGAUGAGUGAAUUCCAUGCUCCCCAUCACCCAGCUUUUCCUCCUCCUACUUCCCUUCACCAGCCAUAUCCUCCCCACCACCCGCCUCACCAUGUGCUCCAGCCACCCCACUCGGCCUCCAUGACUGCUCUCCACAAUCCCCAUCUCCAUGACGAGCGAGCAGCGUCCAUUCAUGAUCUGAGGUUUGGACGUCCUCCUUCCAAGAACUAUGCGAGUGAACCGGACCUUAGAGGGCCAACCCCUGCGCCAAUUACGCCGCCACAGACCCAACACACAAUCAUCAGUCAGUCGCCAACAAAGGGCAGAAUAAAGUCGAAGAAGAAGUACAAGGCCCCUCCUGCUCCCGCUGAGAAUGUGAUGGACACGCACUCCCUUCCUCGAGGAGCUGAGCGAUCCCACUCCAUAAGUGACAUAGCCAUGCAGGACCAGUGGUCACAAUGGCCUGGACCGAGUUCAAGGCCCAGAGAUGCCCCUCACGAAGCUCAGAAGUCGAAGCCUCGUAAGAUGGGCCUUUUCCGCAAGAAGAACGAAUCCCGUCGCCCAGUACCUGGUGAGGAGCAGAGAAGUUCUGGUGAGGAGCAAGACCGACUGCGAGCAGUGAGUGAGGAGAGACAGUCUGCUGUAUCCCGUUCACCACGACGUUCACCACGCGAAGAGAUCCGUGAACGUGCGCGUAGUCUCGACUGCUUGCAGCAUGAAUUAAGCCACCCCCCUAUGUCCCCUGGAAGGCCAGUAACUGCCACGAGCCUGACACACCUCCACCAUGCACAGGAACAUCGCAUGUGGUCCACACUAGAAAGGGAUUCUCGUCGCCGAUCAAGUUCACAUGAAAUGGAGUCAAGAAAAAGUAGCACACUAGAACGUGAUUCACGGAAAAACAGCGCUAUUGAGAGGGAAUCAAGAAGAAGCAGCACCUUGGAAAGGGACCACCAGAAGAGCCACCGCAGAAUGAGCACGCUGGAACGGAAGCUCGAAGAGAGGAAGCAAUGGGCAGGCGAGGCAUCGACUCCACUGUCUGGAAGAAUGUCCACUCGCCUUGACUCUUAUCGAGAAAAUUCUUCUCAUCGUCGUUCGUCAUCCAGUGGCUCUCAUCAUGAGCUAAUAAAAGAAGAAGUAGAAAACAGGGACAUCAAAGACGAGUGGGACAUGGCAGAAGCUGAAAUGAAGAAGAAAAACAGCAGUACAAAAAUAGAUGAUGAAUGGGAUAAAGCAGAGAGAGAAGUUAUACAGCGCAAGAAGAUGUCAGCAAGUCUUCAAGCUGAACUCAUCAACACUGUAAAGAACCUGAAGAAGACUGCAGAACCUGAGGUCACCGUGUCAACCCUGACAAGGAAGAAUAAGGAAACAGAAAAACGGUCAUCCGGGCCAUCUAGUCGUAACGCCGCUGUGGCUUCUGACCAUAAUACCUCACAGCCAAAAACCUUCUUCUUUGGAAUGGAACCUGAGGUACAACGUGACACGCGAGGUGAAACAAAUACUGGUCUUCACAAGAUCAAAAAUCAGGAAGAAAUGGCUAAGAUUAAGAACCAAGAAGAAGCAGCCAAGACAAAGAAUCAAGAUGAGGUGCGUAUAACUGGCCAGACAGUGGAGUACUCACGCCGUACCCUCGAGCGUGCCGAGAAGAGUCGAAGCCGCAGCCGCAGCGCCCGCAAAGAGAGUCACAAAGCAACUGUUGAUGAAACUGACGCUGGUACCAAACAUCAGAGCCAUGCAGAUCGCCGCAAACUAUCACGUGAUGUUGAAGAAUUUGCGAUUGCAAUUGAAAGGCACAAAAUGUCCCGAACUGAUGGAGAAAGCAGGGCAAGCGGUUCUUCUCGGCGUGAGGACGGGGGCUAUCACUCACGUCAGAACUCUGGCAGUUUGUACCUGGAUCACGAACACAGUGACCAGAUGGAAGGCGAAGUUAGCAUUAACCUCCGCCCUACGCUUCCUCGACGCCAGUACGAGAUUCCCAGAUUCAGUCCUAAUGCUGCUUGGCGCUCUUUAAGCCUUGAGCGAGCUAGCCGCCAGAAGGAACCUCUUAAUGAGAGUCGCAGUAGUGAAGACCCAGAUUCUGUGUACGAGACAAAAAUCCAAAGGUACACUCGGCCAACAGCUCCUCCUCGAGGGUCUGGCGAGAAAUCUGCUGACUCAGGCAUCUCAGGUGAUGCUGGAAGCCCUGGACCUACUCAUGAAUUCGAGCCUCUCAGUCCACCAGAGAAAACCAAGAGCUCGUCUGGACCCCUGGCAGUAUCGUCACCUGUGACUUCAGGACGUCCUGAAGUCAGGAGAGCUUGGACACCUGCACAGGAUCUAGACGAUAAUAGUUUAGAUGGAAGUGGUGAACAGCCUGGAUUACCUCAAGGCCUUUCCACGCCGCCAAAAUUAACAUCACGGUCGAACAUGUUUGGAAAAUCACCAGAAAUAACGACAGAACCAGAAACUGAACCAGACAGUCCCAUAGAGACAGAAGUAAUCCUGGAGCUCAUUAUGUCAGAGAAGAAAGAUAAUUGGCCAAAGUGGAAGAAACGCACUGGAGGAGGAGAGAACAUUCCACAAAAGUUCAACAGCCUCCGGAAACUAAAGCGAUCUGUGUCUGGAGCUAUCGUGGCCCUCGGACGAAAGAGUCCUGGCGGUGAAGACAGUCUUCAGAGGAGCAGGUCUCCCGAAGAUCCUCAGUCGCAGCCUCUCGGCGACGACGUAACGUGGCGCGACAACUGGUCCAUGUCUCGCUCCAUCCCCAAUUCCCUCAACACGUGCGAAGAACAAGACAGCGUCAGCAAUCUCUCAAGUUCUCGAGCCGCUCGCAGCAGGUCCGAGUCUCGCAUUGGCGGAAAUGGUGCUCCCGAUGUUCCGUACGACGAAUCACGAUCGCGAACGCCCUCCUAUCUGCAGCAUGGUGGCGCUGGCCAUAUCAUGUACCUGCCGGAAUACAAUUCUCGUAAGGUACUGCGCGGGGACUCCGGUAAUGAAGACGAGAGCGAUCGACACUACGAUCAUCAUAACAUGCGGCCGCUUUCUCCUGAUAAUGAACGUAAACCACCGUCAGGCGAUGAGGACCCAGCUCUCCCUCCUGAGAGCUAUCACGGGCCCAGCUCCCUGCCGGUCAACAUUCCCGACUCUCACCCACACUUGAAGAAGAGUAAAGGGAAGAAGUUCUCCUACCAGAGCACCGUCAGGAUUCUGGAGAAGAGAAAGUUGGAGGAAAAACUUGCACGCGAAGUCGCCGAGAAGGAAAGGCUGAGACUGAAGGAGAUUGAAGCUAUGAAAAAGGUCGAAGAAGAAUUCCAGAAAAAGAGAGAGCGAGAGAAGAAGAAACUCAAACAGCAACUCAAACUCUUCCACAUGCAGCAACAACAACAGCAACCGCAGAAGCCACAACACAGUCACAACAACUCUUAUUCCAGUGAUGAACAUCCUUCGUCUUCGUAUUCCUCUGACCAGCAAGAGGUGUCAAGUCAAGAUUCCUCAAGACCUCCUCUGCCUCGGUCAUCUCCCCCUCAACAGAGUUACGGGUCUCCGUUCUCUUCCCUUCCUCCGGAGCUCCCCGCCGAGACCUCGCCCGGCCUCCUGUCGGGGAUCAAGAGCUGGGUGAAGGGCCGCCGCGAGAGCCGCUCCUCCUCUACCUCCACCACCACCACUCUCACCUCCGCGCCUCGCCAGGAGCCCGACGGAGCGCCCGCGUCUUCUCCGCGCAAGACGAGUGAUGACUACUCGGGUUCCUCGGCCGCGUCGUCGAGGAAGAACAGCGAGGAUCUGAAGGCGAACCCGAGGGAGGAAUUCCGCGCCGAAAUCAUCGCAGCGUCGAGGAAGCGCAGCGGCGACGCGCGGGUUGCGGGCGUCAUGGGCGGCGGCCACGAGAGCCCCUCCCGCUCCAAGCACAGCAGCAGCGCCCGGAAGUCCGUCUAUAAUCACUUGAACGACGGUGCAGAGCGCGAGUCGCGGCGCUACAAGUACUACCACCACCAGGAGGAGAGCCAGCAGCAGCACCACAGCAGGCACCACCACAGAGAAGGCUCCCGCAGGUCACAAUCACCGGAGAGUCGCCGCCUGACGCAGGAACUUCCCGAAUUCCACCAGGAACGCAGAGAAUAUCGGGAAUACCGUAGUUCCUCGCGCCAUUCCCACUCUCCGCCAGGCCGCAUUCCGAGCAGUCCACCUGUCUCCGUCACGCCCA